This is a messenger RNA of Lactuca sativa (garden lettuce), 1123 nucleotides long. Its product is annotated as EPIDERMAL PATTERNING FACTOR-like protein. Gene Ontology annotation, biological process: guard cell differentiation; stomatal complex development. The record is from RefSeq and is a predicted model, not a curated record. Lineage: Eukaryota; Viridiplantae; Streptophyta; Magnoliopsida; Asterales; Asteraceae.
AGAAAAGAGGUAAAAAGUAUGAUAGCCUUUCUGAUCACUUGAUUUCUUCACUUCCAUUUGAGGAAUGAAAGUUUCUGAUUUAAAAGAUGGCUCUUCAGUCUAUGCACAAGAUUGCUUCUAUGCAGAACUAAUUACUUUAUAAAUAUAUAAUACUAUAUAUCUUCUCUCUCUAACUCUCUCUCUCUCUCUCUAUCUCUCAAGUGAGUUGUCAAAAGAUUGAAUUGUUAGUAGAAUCACUUGUCUGCGAAGCAACAUACUGUGUGAUAAUCCCAAGAAAAUAUUUGGAUUUUUCUUGCUUGUGUUGUUUUGUUUUGAGGCUAGUACUGCAAGUUCUUUACACCAGCAUCCCACCUCACCUCACAUCCACUCUCUUUCUUUAUAUAUACAAUAUAUAUAUGUAUGUAAUCAUGUUGAUCAAUGUUUUGAAACUGUAACUAAACCCUCUUUGUUUGUGUCACUCAAGAACAAACCAUCACCAUCACCAUCAUCAUCAUUAUAACUUUCGGAAGAAAUGAAGGGGAGAUUUUGUAGGUUUGUGAUGAUAAUGCUGUAUAUAAUGAGAGCAAUUAGCAGGCCUUUGGAACCAAAUCAUGUCUCUCCUCCUCCCACUCUUCUCCCUUCACAACAAGUAUCCUUAUCAGCGAGCACAGCAACACAGACUAUGUCUUUUCAAUUCAACAAGGGGUCUAAAACGACGGCGGAUCAAGGGUCCUUGAGCAAGAAUGAAGAUACGAUGAAGAAUGAAGAAGAUGAUAGAUAUGGUGGAAGAGGGAUAGAGAACAGGAUAGGCUCGAGACCACCAAGCUGUGAGCACAAGUGCUAUGGGUGUAGCCCAUGUGAAGCCACCCAAGUACCCACAACGAGCCAUGUGGGAAUCCAGUAUACAAACUAUGAGCCAGAGGGUUGGAAAUGCAAGUGUGGGCCCACUUUCUAUAGCCCAUGAUUACAUGCUCUUGGACCACGUACAGGGGCUUAAUUAGGAUUCCUAAUUGUUUAUUAAACACGAGUAGUAGAUGUGUGAUUUUGUAAUGGAAAUAGGUAUAUUUAUGUGGAUCAUUAUUUGUAAUGCUUGUGUAACACAGAUUUUGUGUCGAGAGUAGAGAUGUUCAUCCGUUUGAUCGAA